Messenger RNA from Austrofundulus limnaeus, 2373 nucleotides. RefSeq names its product RAB27A, member RAS oncogene family (gene rab27a). Lineage: Eukaryota; Metazoa; Chordata; Actinopteri; Cyprinodontiformes; Rivulidae. Bases 263 to 925 code for a protein of 220 amino acids. The record is from RefSeq and is a predicted model, not a curated record. Gene Ontology annotation, molecular function: GTP binding; GTPase activity. The transcript has 6 exons.
GCUGCCUUUAGCUCCGGGGGGAGGAGCUGUUUCUCAGCAGGAGGAGACGACAACCUCUCGGAAAGUUAAGGUGUUUCUCCUCCGGGUAAAUGAGGCUGCUCUCAUGUGAACUGAUGGGACAGAGGCGACGGAGGAAGUAAAGCGCUAAUUACCUCACAUUUCUCCAGUCUUCAGCCGUCAUUUGAAGCACUUUCUUUUUGAAGAGAACAGGACGCAGCUAGCAGCAGCAGCAGCGCCUCGCGGCUGAAAUUAAGGAAUCACUAUGUCUGAUGGGGACUAUGAUUACCUCAUCAAGUUCUUAGCCCUGGGAGACUCCGGAGUGGGGAAAACCAGCUUUUUGUACCAGUACACCGACGGCAAGUUUAACUCCAAGUUCAUCACUACAGUUGGAAUAGACUUCAGAGAAAAAAGAAAGGUGUACAAUCCAACAGGUCCAGAUGGAGCUUCAGGCAAAGGACAGAAGAUCCACUUACAGCUGUGGGACACUGCAGGACAGGAAAGGUUCCGGAGUUUGACAACAGCUUUUUUUCGAGAUGCGAUGGGUUUUCUUCUCCUGUUUGAUCUCACAAAUGAGCAAAGUUUCCUCAACGUCAGAAACUGGAUGAGUCAGUUACAGGUUCACGCAUACUGUGAAAAUCCAGAUGUGGUCCUGUGUGGCAACAAAUGCGACCUGUCGGAUCAGAGAGCUGUCAGUGAAAAAGAGGCUCGUGAACUGGCAGAAAAAUACGGAGUCCCCUACUUUGAGACGAGCGCUGCGAGUGGGCAGAACGUCAGCGAGGCCGUGGACGUCCUCCUGGAUCUCAUCAUGAAGAGGAUGGAACGGUGCGUCGACAAGUCCUGGAUCCCAGACGGGACGGUCCGUGCCAACGGUCCCUCCAACGCAAACCUCUCGGAGAGCUCCGAUAGAGGCAAAUGUGCGUGUUAGAGCGGAUUUUGUUUCAUGUCUGAUGGUAUUUGGAGGAAAAUAGGAAGGCGUCCAAGUAUAACCAGUGGGAGUUUAUUACAUUUAUGUUGAAGAAACGAAAAAAAUCUUUAUCGUCAUCGUUAUGUGUUCUCUGCUCCACAAACCUGUGUUACAGAUUUACUGAAAGUUUGUCAGUAAUGAGGUUUCUGAAUGGUUCAGUUUAACUGAGUUUGGUUUAUUUCAUGUGAUUCCAAACUCRCUUCAUUUCAUUAAUCAGCUGAAUGUGCUGAUUUCAUUUCAUAUAGAAACUAUCCAAAGAACAGAGAGCCUGCUGCGUGUUACAUGAGCUGUAAAUAUGUUCUCAGCAUUUAGGAUGUACUUUUAGGAACCUUUAGGUCACUUAAUGUAAAAACUUGCUGAAUGUCUUGUUAAAAACUGCAGCCCCACCAGAAAACUGUACCUCUUUUACUGUUAAUCCAGUGUUUUCUGGGGGAACACUUGCUUUUUUUCACUCUAAGUGCACUUUUGGCCAGUAGGUUACAAGAAAAGUGUUUUUUUUUUUUAUUAGAAAAGAAUAAAUUAUGAAAUGACUUGAAACACAAGAURCAUUUAAAUUUAUAAAUGACUUCCAUUUUUUCUUUCUAAAACAUUACCAAUUCCCUGGCUUUUUAAAUGCAGUGCCUUGUCUACAAARAAAAAGAGAUAAAAUAAUCCAUGUUGCCUUCUGAUCAAAUUAGCACUAAAACAACAGUUUUGCUUCCAUUGAAACAUCUCAAAUUGCAGACAUGAAAGAAUUUCAUCUCUCUCCUUUAUGUACCUUUUUUUGUUAAUUGCAAAGUUUACAGCACUCAAUUUUGUGCCAUCAUUUACCGUAGUUUAGCUGUUUUUGUUUAAUUGGAUGAUGAGACGUGACUURCUGGCUCCACAAAACUGGUUUUAUUUCCUAAACUGUUAUCAGAUAUAUUUCCUAUAAGGCUGCUGUGUUCAAUCAGUACAUAAUCUAAUAUAAACUAAGUUUGUUAAUCUGUAUGUGCUGGGUUACUGAAUAGGUUGGUUUCUAAAAGCUGAUAAGAGGUGGGGUUAUAAAUAAAUACAAAUGGGUCUGUAAGUGAUUGCUUUUAAUACAAGUACUUAUGAACACUGGAUUUAUGUAUCACUUAUUUGUUACAUUUAUUUUGUUAAACAUACUUCUUUCAAAACACGAUUAUAUUAUUUGAUUUUCCAGCCUUUAGUUCACAUCUUUAAAAAGCUGAGGUCAAUUAGAUUCCAUCACUUUAGUUUAUCGUGCUGUCACUUGUGCCAUGCUUUUUAUUAAAUGUUUAAAGAAUGUCCAAMAUAAACAUUCCUAUUUAUGUAUAACCUUGAAUCUGUGUUGUAUUUUAUGCCAUCAGGACUUGUUCACCAAGUUGAGUUUAUUCUUUUGUGAACAAUAUUGUUGGAACUGUUUKCCAAUAAAGAAACUUUAAUAA